Haliotis rufescens (red abalone) is the source of this 14193-nucleotide messenger RNA. RefSeq names its product nuclear factor related to kappa-B-binding protein-like. NCBI's taxonomy places the organism in Eukaryota, Metazoa, Mollusca, Gastropoda, Lepetellida, Haliotidae. The transcript has 25 exons. Gene Ontology annotation, molecular function: protease binding. The record is from RefSeq and is a predicted model, not a curated record. Gene Ontology annotation, cellular component: Ino80 complex. The coding region runs from base 159 to 4205 and encodes 1348 amino acids.
CAACAAGGCUCUGAAAAUUGAUUUCCGGCUUAAAAUAACUUUCACUAUUUUUCAUUGCAUAAUGCAACUAUAGCUCCACGCAAUUUGUUGGGCGUCGUCGAAUAGUGAUACAAAUAACAUUUGGUUAUAGUGCUACAUGGAUGCAAGCUGAUUGACAAAUGGACUCGAUGGACCCAGAAAUCGAUUCUGAUGAUGGCAACUGGCCCGAGUUCCAAGACUCCUCUGUUCGGACAGAGAGGUGUUUGUUUGGUCGGGAGGAGGUUCAGCUGCCUGAAGUCCUUAUAGAACAGAGUCAUAUAUUUCAAGAAGUGUUAUCACAAGAUAUGUGGGACACAGCCCUGAGUGAUGCACAAAAACAGCACCUAAUGAAAUUCCUGCCAAAGUUUCCACAAAAAGAUGGUGAAGAAAAGGAAGAAACUGUAAGGAGAAUAUUCUCAGGCGAUGAGUUCAAGUUUGGAAACCCGUUAACUCAGUUUCAAUCACAGCUACGAGAUGGCUUCUACUCACCUGAUAUAGCGAGAUACACUAAUCUAUGCAAGCAGUACAAAUAUCGAGAAUACAAGUUCCGGCAGCAGCGGUACUACUCAGCUCUACUCAAGGAGGUUAUUCUAACAAGACAGCGAGUUCUGGAAGAAGUGGGUCAGGUUCCGCCAGAACAGCCGGUUAAAAUGAAGACCACGCGUGCCCCUCCACCAAAAGAUAAGUCCCUAGAACACAAGGUCAAGAAGAAAUAUACAAGAUUGCUGAAGGAGGUGCGAGAAGAGUGUGAGGUGGAUGAAACAUCCUCGGAAGAGGAGGAGGAGGCAGUCAGUCCGGUCCAGCGGAGUCGACGACAGCUGUUCAAGUCUCUGGGUCCCAUCCCCUCCCCCGAGCCAACCAUGCCCAGCGUCCUGGCCACAUUCGCUGCCAAACCUCCCAUUGUUAAUGGUGAUGUUCCUGGUGAGAAUGGCAGUAGUGUGAAGCGUCCGCGUCCCAUCAGCCCCAUGGAGGUUACGGAGGAGGACUUCCGCCAGAUGCUGAGGAGUCACAAGAGGAAGAAGGCUGAUAGUGUGGAGUUGCCAGAGUUGGACACACAGAACAUCUCGCUCCAGGACAUUCUGUCUCGAUGUCAGGCCAACAAGAAGAUCACAACCAAAGCCUCUCCUUCUUCAAGUACAACAUCAGCGUCCGCAACAGCAGCAUCAGCCUCAGCACCAACAACACAAACCUCACCUGUAUUGAAGAAGAAGAUCAAGGGCAAGGAUAGGGAGGAGAAGAAAGCCAAGAAGAAGAUCAAGACGGAGUCCGUGGAUUCCGGCAGUGUGGAUGAGAGAGUUGCCUCCCCUUCUAUACAGACGGCCAGCGCCGGGCUGGAGGUCCAUCCAGACAUCCUGACAAGAGAGGACGACACUGUGCCUGAUUUUCCAUUACCUGACACUGGACCAUCCAAGUUAGACAACUUCUUCAGUUUAUUGCGUGAUAUGAUAAAUGAAUUUCCUGAUCAACGAGUAACCACAGCCAAGCUGGAAGAGAGGAUACGAGAAUGGCAGGAGUCUCCAUCAAGCUCUCUCAACUCCUGGUUUCCAAUCCAGGCGUCGUGGGUAGACUGUGUCGUCUCCGCUCUCAAAUUCCUGUCUGGGGACGUGCUGGGUCUGUCAGUGGACAACUUCAUCCCCUAUCUGGACUACAAGGAGCGGGCCCAGCAAUGGAAGUGGAUCGGGAUGGGGCGAGACACCGAGGCAGAGUUAGCUCCCUUGUUCCAGCACUGGAUGAAGAACAAGGACUAUGUGAUGGCAGACGGCCUGGACUCCAGUCAAGGCUCACCGCCUCCACCGAGAGCGAAGACUGCGUUUGUUGUGCGGCCGACCAGUCAAGAGGAGAAAGCUACAUUCCAGGAGCAGGAGAAGAAGAGGUUUGAGAACCCUCACAAGGCUUUCAUCUAUCACAUGCAUGGCUACGAGUCCGUGGUGGGGCCAGUGAAGGGCGUCUACAGCAAGGACAACGCCAUGAACAAGGCCAGGGAACACGCCCUGCUGGUGUCGGACCGACCGGCAUUUGUCACCAUACUCACAUUAGUGCGUGAUGCCGCAGCGCGCCUGCCGAACGGUGAGGGGACGAGGGGGGACAUCUGUGAGCUGCUGAAAGACUCUCAGUUCCUGGCUCCUGGGGUCACAGACACACAGAUCAACACGGUGGUCAGUGGGGCGCUGGACAGGCUGCACUCGGAGAAGGACCCCUGUGUUAAGUACGAUGUCAAUCGCAAACUCUGGAUAUAUCUCCACAGGAACAGGACAGAGGAAGAAUUUGAACGAAUCCACCAAGCCCAGGGUGCAGCAGUCAAGGCCAAGAAGUCUCUACAGAAACCCAAGACAGCAAAAACUAUCAAAGAUGCAAUAUCCGCCCAAUCUGCUCCACGCCCGACAAUCUCCACCAGUCUUGCCACGGAAGCUGCCUCCUUGAAUGUGGAGGAUCUGGCCACUCUGCAGACCCAGGCAUUGACCAGCCCCUCCGUUGUGCACAGCCCCAAGACUCUGGGCCAGACCACAUUCGCACGGACGCCACAGUCAAGUCCCAAGACGGCCUCUCCUAAACAUGCAAAUCUGACUUUGACCUCAUCUUCUACCCUCAGUGCUUCUCUUGCUCAAUCUCCUCUCAAGAACACGACCCAUCUGCUGACAUCUCCCACCAGCCUAGCUCAAACAUCCAAACCUGUAGGCGUCCCUAUGGUGUCGGCCACAGUCCCCGGUGCUAUCACGACCAUUUCUCAGGUCAAGGCCGAAACUGUUGGACGUAAAAAUCAAACCGUGAACUUACUGCAGCAGCAGCAUUUACUAAGACAAAGCGGUGCCAUCACCGCAGCGUUAGCCAAUCAGCAAGUAGGGCAGAAUGUUACCAUGACAACAAAAGGCGAGAUGGUCCUACAGCGACCAACCAGCACGUCAGUGACUGUAGCAGGUGCUCACCAGGUCCCGAACACAGCCAAACUUAUCUCGUUAGCACAGGUGACGACAGGUAUGGGGACGAUGUCGACCCCGGUGUCGACGGUGGUGAGUUCGAUGUCUGGAGCCGACAGCCAGGCCGUGGCCAGGCUGAUACAGCAGGUGCAGGGGGGCCCACAGAUGCUGUCAGUCAGCAACCUUCUGGCGGCCGGAGGUGCAGGGGCCCCCAGAUUGCAGGGUGCAAACCCACGCACGACAACCAUCAAGAUUCAGGGAAGCAGCAUAGUCCCGCCAGUGGGAGGCAAGCCAAUCCAGAUCAGCGGGAAGCCCCUCACUCACUCCAAGAGCCUGAUGCAGCUAGGUGGGAAGAACCAGCAGUCCCUGGGGAUGAUCCACACACAGCAACUGUCGGCCAUCAGCAUCAUACCUCAGACAAUCACCACUGGCAUCGCCACGCUCUCACAGCCACGCAGUGUCGUGUCUUCAGCCAGCUCCAACACAGGCGCGACGGAAGUAUCGACAACCGGGAACCAACACAUGACGGCGGGGCAGCCCAAGAUGACCAUUGUAGGUCAGGUGGGGCCCAUCACAUCCACGCAGGCCCAGACAGUACACAUGGGGGGCCAGCCCAGGGUCGUCAACACUUCCCCGGGAGGCAUCUUCGUCACACAUCUCGCACCAGGAAUCUCACUCAGACCAGGUUUACCGGGCGUGGGCCAGGCCAAAAUGGUGUCGGCCAGCCAGGCAGGUCUUGCACAACUGAUCAUGCAGCAGGCGCCUCAGGGACUGAAGACUGCAGGAGGCGACACUGUUGGGGUCAUGCCGAAUGUCUCACAGGGAACGCCGAUCAUCGUCAGCAAUGCAGGGAAGGGUGGUCAGAACAUCCAGGUGGUGCGGACCGUAUUGUCCCAGCAGGCAGGCCUGAAGCCGGGGCAAGCCACCAUCCUCAUCUCACAGCCCACUCUCCAGCAGAACCCCGCCACCAUGAUGUCCACAUCCCAGGUCAUCCAGACCACGAAGUCCGUCCGGGGCUCGCCCAAAGGCAAACCACAGCCGGUGUAUGCACGGAUCAUCACACCCCCACCAGGGAUGAAGCUCCCUGUCGGUGCCCCUGGUGUCAGUGUCAUACAGACUGUUGGGAAACUUUUGAACAAUGUCACAACAGCUACAGCGCAUCAUCCAACGGUGUCAACGGUAACGGUGGCUACACCACCGUCGACACCGUUGGCAGCGGUAGAGAUUGGAGAUGGAACAGGAAAGACAGAUUCUGGAGAGAGUAAACCUUAGGGGAUGAUUGUGUUGACCAAGUCCAUCUCCUCAGGCAUCAUUAGCUUCAUCCUCUGGGAUUGUAUGGAGUCUGUACAGAUACCACCAGCCUCAGUUGUUUAACAACACUUGGCACAGCACUGAUAUUGUGUGUGUGUGUGUCUGGUCUGCCUGCUCAAUGGAACAAGGCCAGGGUCCUGUUCCACAAAGUGAUCUUAGCUUUAAGAUGAUCGUAACUCCCAUACUUUAACGCAGGCUUACGACUAUCGUAGCGCUAAGAUGGCUGUGUGGAACUAGGCCCUGAUCAGGAACUGAAGGGCAGGAUGUCUGAAGGAACAUUGCAGAUUGUCAACAUUGUUGGGAAAUACAUCAAUCUGAUGUGUUACUGUGAAGACUACGGACAGUGAAAUAGAUAAUAUUUACCUGGUAAUUCAAGGAAUUUCAGAUGAGUGCAACGGCCUUAUUUGAUAUAAGGAUAAUUUCAGCCUGCACCAAUUUUGACAGGAGUCAUUCUUGAAAAGAUGGGACUAACCUGCACUCAGUUGGCAGUGAUCAAUCAGUGAAGGCCAGACUUGCCCGGAGUGUGUCACAAGUGUGUUCAGGAUGACCGCUACUGUCUCACUCUUGCUCUAGAAUCACACAAAUAGCCCCACCAUUCACACAACUAGCCCCACCAUUCACACAGCUAGCCCCACCAUUCACACAACUAGCCCCACCAUUCACACAACUAGCCCCAGCAUUCACACAACUAGCCCCAGCAUUCACACAACUAGCCCCACCAUUCACACAGCUAGCCCCACCAUUCACACAGCUAGCCCCACCAUUCAUACAGCUAGCCCCACCAUUCACACAACUAGCCCCAUCAUUCACACAGCUAGCCCCACCAUUCACACAACUAGCCCCACCAUUCACACAGCUAGCCCCACCAUUCACACAUUUAGCCCCACCAUUCAUACAGCUAGCCCCACCAUUCACACACCUAGCCCCACCAUUCACACAGCUAGCCCCAUCAUUCACACAACUAGCCCCAACUAGCCCCACCAUUCACACAACUAGCCCCACCAUUCACACAACUAGCCCCACCAUUCACACAACUAGCCCCACCAUUGACAAAACUAGCCCCACCAUUCACACACCUAGCCCCACCAUUCACACAACUAGCCCCACCAUUCACACAGCUAGCCCCACCAUUCACACAACUAGCCCCACCAUUCACACAACUAGCCCCACCAUUCACACAACUAGCCCCACCAUUCACACAACUAGCCCCACCAUUCACACAACUAGCCCCACCAUUCACACAUUUAGCCCCACCAUUCAUACAGCUAGCCCCACCAUUCACACAACUAGCCCCACCAUUCACACAACUAGCCCCGUCAUUCACACAGCUAGCCCCACCAUUCACACAACUAGCCCCACCAUUCACACAGCUAGCCCCACCAUUCACACAACUAGCCCCACCAUUCACACAACUAGCCCCGUCAUUCACACAGCUAGCCCCACCAUUCACACAACUAGCCCCACCAUUCACACAGAUGUUGACAAGACCAGGGACCUUUUGCUCAACCAUUCUCACAGAAGAUUUCAUUAAUUAGGUAUCUAUGUACCAAGUUAUCUGAGGUGGUGCACCUGGCUGUACAAAGUGUCCCCUUGGUUUUAUAGGAACCUCUGACUGUGACUUCCGAUUCUGAUUAUGUUUCCAGGUAUUUUAGCUGGAUUGUCAAUCACUGGAUUAUCUGGUUCAGACUUGAUUAUUUACACGCUGCCGUCACAUUGCUGGAAUACAGCUGAGUGCGGUGUUAAACAACAAAUAAACAAACAAAUUAACAAACAAAUUAUAUGUUAAGGCAGAAAUCCACCCAAAAUGUUUAGUCUAGUAGACUUCGAUGUUUACAGACAAUGGUUGUGUGAAUGGGUUAGUGUUUUAACUAAAACAUGACUGCCAUUAUUCAAAUUAUCAAUGGAUGGUAACCAUGGUAACAGUGAAACUUGUUAGGCAUCGGCUGUCCGAAGUAAUUGAUGAUCUUUGAUAUAUAGAGAUUACUAAACAAGUGUCUGUCGGGUACCAUUUACAUUAUCAAUUGUAAGAUAAAUGUUAACUGACCGACACAAAUGCUGUAAUCUGAUUGUUACACACCCAAAAAUUGAACAAUUUCAGCAUCAAAUCUAUGCAUAUUUUGUCUGUUCUCAUGAUCACAGUGGCGCAUUAAUACAUAACAACAGCCAUGAGUGACAUCAUCCUGCUCACUGCUUGCUUCUUAUACUUAGGGGGAACUAUAGAAACUUAUUUUAGCCAUAUCUGUGGAUUGUCAAGGCAUUGAUGAUAAUGCAAACUGGAUACGAUCAAAGAACAUUUAUUAAACACUCCAGAACCAUAAAGAUUUGACACAGCUUUAGGUGAAUUUGACUGAAGCCCGAGAAAUGGAUCAAGGAAUUGCGAUCAGGAAAGUGGUCUUGUUUCUUCUUCUUUCAUGUUAGGUCACCCACAGAUGUGUAGGAACAUGUGGGCUUGAUGACAGCUCGUUCUUCAGUACAUGAUCAUGUUAGGUCACCCACAGGUGUGUAGGAACAUGUGGGCUUGAUGACAGCCCGUUCUGCAGUACAUGAUCAUGUUAGGUCACCCACACAUGUGUAGGAACAUGUGGGCUUGAUGACAGCUCGUUCUUCAGUACAUGAUCAUGUUAGGUCACCCACAGGUGUGUAGGAACAUGUGGGCUUGAUGACAGCCCAUUCUUCAGUACAUGAUCAUGUUAGGUCACCCACAGGUGUGUAGGAACAUGUGGGCUUGAUGACAGCCCGUUCUGCAGUACAUGAUCAUGUUAGGUCACCCACAGGUGUGUAGGAACAUGUGGGCUUGAUGACAGCUCGUUCUGCAGUACAUGAUCAUGUUAGGUCACCCACAGAUGUGUAGGAACAUGUGGGCUUGAUGACAGCUCGUUCUUCAGUACAUGAUCAUGUUAGGUCACCCACAGGUGUGUAGGAACAUGUGGGCUUGAUGACAGCCCAUUCUGCAGUACAUGAUCAUGUUAGGUCACCCACAGGUGUGUAGGAACGUGUGGGCUUGAUGACAGCUCGUUCUGCAGUACAUGAUCAUGUUAGGUCUCCCACAGAUGUGUAGGAACAUGUGGGCUUGAUGACAGCCAAUUCUGCAGUACAUGAUCAUGUUAGGUCACCCACAGGUGUGUAGGAACAUGUGGGCUUGAUGACAGCUCGUUCUUCAGUACAUGAUCAUGUUAGGUCACCCACAGGUGUGUAGGAACAUGUGGGCUUGAUGACAGCCCAUUCUUCAGUACAUGAUCAUGUUAGGUCACCCACAGGUGUGUAGGAACAUGUGGGCUUGAUGACAGCUCGUUCUUCAGUACAUGAUCAUGUUAGGUCACCCACAGGUGUGUAGGAACAUGUGGGCUUGAUGACAGCCCAUUCUUCAGUACAUGAUCAUGUUAGGUCACCCACAGAUGUGUAGGAACAUGUGGGCUUGAUGACAGCUCGUUCUUCAGUACAUGAUCAUGUUAGGUCACCCACAGGUGUGUAGGAACAUGUGGGCUUGAUGACAGCUCGUUCUUCAGUACAUGAUCAUGUUAGGUCACCCACAGGUGUGUAGGAACAUGUGGGCUUGAUGACAGCUCGUUCUUCAGUACAUGAUCAUGUUCGGUCACCCACAGGUGUGUAGGAACAUGUGGGCUUGAUGACAGCCCAUUCUUCAGUACAUGAUCAUGUUAGAUCACCCACAGGUGUGUAGGAACAUGUGGGCUUGAUGACCGUCCGUUCUGCAGUACAUGAUCAUGUUAGGUCACCCACAGAUGUGUAGGAACAUGUGGGCUUGAUGACAGCCCGUUCUGCAGUACAUGAUCAUGUUAGGUCACCCACAGGUGUGUAGGAACAUGUGGGCUUGAUGACAGCCCGUUCUGCAGUACAUGAUCAUGUUAGGUCACCCACAGGUGUGUAGGAACAUGUGGGCUUGAUGACAGCCCGUUCUGCAGUACAUGAUCAUGUUAGGUCACCCACAGAUGUGUAGGAACGUGUGGGCUUGAUGACAGCCCGUUUUGCAGUACAUGAUCAUGUUAGGUCACCCACAGGUGUGUAGGAACAUGUGGGCUUGAUGACAGCCCGUUCUGCAGUACAUGAUCAUGUUAGGUCACCCACAGAUGUGUAGGAACAUGUGGGCUUGAUGACAGCCCAUUCUUCAGUACAUGAUCAUGUUAGGUCACCCACAGGUGUGUAGGAACAUGUGGGCUUGAUGACAGCCCAUUCUUCAGUACAUGAUCAUGUUAGGUCACCCACAGGUGUGUAGGAACAUGUGGGCUUGAUGACAGCUCGUUCUGCAGUACAUGAUCAUGUUAGGUCACCCACAGGUGUGUAGGAACAUGUGGGCUUGAUGACAGCCCAUUCUUCAGUACAUGAUCAUGUUAGGUCACCCACAGGUGUGUAGGAACAUGUGGGCUUGAUGACAGCCCAUUCUUCAGUACAUGAUCAUGUUAGGUCACCCACAGGUGUGUAGGAACAUGUGGGCUUGAUGACAGCCCAUUCUUCAGUACAUGAUCAUGUUAGGUCACCCACAGGUGUGUAGGAACAUGUGGGCUUGAUGACAGCUCGUUCUUCAGUACAUGAUCAUGUUCGGUCACCCACAGGUGUGUAGGAACAUGUGGGCUUGAUGACAGCCCAUUCUUCAGUACAUGAUCAUGUUAGAUCACCCACAGGUGUGUAGGAACAUGUGGGCUUGAUGACCGUCCGUUCUGCAGUACAUGAUCAUGUUAGGUCACCCACAGAUGUGUAGGAACAUGUGGGCUUGAUGACAGCCCGUUCUGCAGUACAUGAUCAUGUUAGGUCACCCACAGGUGUGUAGGAACAUGUGGGCUUGAUGACAGCCCGUUCUGCAGUACAUGAUCAUGUUAGGUCACCCACAGGUGUGUAGGAACAUGUGGGCUUGAUGACAGCCCGUUCUGCAGUACAUGAUCAUGUUAGGUCACCCACAGAUGUGUAGGAACGUGUGGGCUUGAUGACAGCCCGUUUUGCAGUACAUGAUCAUGUUAGGUCACCCACAGGUGUGUAGGAACAUGUGGGCUUGAUGACAGCCCGUUCUGCAGUACAUGAUCAUGUUAGGUCACCCACAGAUGUGUAGGAACAUGUGGGCUUGAUGACAGCCCAUUCUUCAGUACAUGAUCAUGUUAGGUCACCCACAGGUGUGUAGGAACAUGUGGGCUUGAUGACAGCCCAUUCUUCAGUACAUGAUCAUGUUAGGUCACCCACAGGUGUGUAGGAACAUGUGGGCUUGAUGACAGCUCGUUCUGCAGUACAUGAUCAUGUUAGGUCACCCACAGGUGUGUAGGAACAUGUGGGCUUGAUGACAGCCCAUUCUUCAGUACAUGAUCAUGUUAGGUCACCCACAGGUGUGUAGGAACAUGUGGGCUUGAUGACAGCCCAUUCUUCAGUACAUGAUCAUGUUAGGUCACCCACAGGUGUGUAGGAACAUGUGGGCUUGAUGACAGCCCAUUCUUCAGUACAUGAUCAUGUUAGGUCACCCACAGGUGUGUAGGAACAUGUGGGCUUGAUGACAGCCCAUUCUUCAGUACAUGAUCAUGUUAGGUCACCCACAGGUGUGUAGGAACAUGUGGGCUUGAUGACAGCCCAUUCUUCAGUACAUGAUCAUGUUAGGUCACCCACAGGUGUGUAGGAACAUGUGGGCUUGAUGACAGCUCGUUCUUCAGUACAUGAUCAUGUUAGGUCACCCACAGGUGUGUAGGAACAUGUGGGCUUGAUGACAGCCCAUUCUUCAGUAAAUGAUCAUGUUAGGUCACCCACAGGUGUGUAGGAACAUGUGGGCUUGAUGACAGCUCGUUCUUCAGUACAUGAUCAUGUUAGGUCACCCACAGGUGUGUAGGAACAUGUGGGCUUGAUGACAGCCCAUUCUUCAGUACAUGAUCAUGUUAGGUCACCCACAGGUGUGUAGGAACAUGUGGGCUUGAUGACAGCUCGUUCUUCAGUACAUGAUCAUGUUAGGUCACCCACAGGUGUGUAGGAACAUGUGGGCUUGAUGACAGCCCAUUCUUCAGUACAUGAUCAUGUUAGGUCACCCACAGGUGUGUAGGAACAUGUGGGCUUGAUGACAGCCCAUUCUUCAGUACAUGAUCAUGUUAGGUCACCCACAGGUGUGUAGGAACAUGUGGGCUUGAUGACAGCCCAUUCUUCAGUACAUGAUCAUGUUAGGUCACCCACAGGUGUGUAGGAACAUGUGGGCUUGAUGACAGCCCGUUCUGCAGUACAUGAUCAUGUUAGAAGAAGUUACUUUUGAGUCAUCAUCUGGUCCCACGGACACUUGUUUUCAACCCCUUUGCCAUGUUUGUCAACUGAUUGUACACCGGGUUCUUAUGCCAUAGAGAGAUGUUUGAAUUUUGAAAUACCUUGAGAUGGUCCCAAAUAAUGAAUUGUUACACAAGUAAUCUAAUAUUUACAAAUAAUCUCACUUCGAUAUACCGGAAUAUUUUGUUUUUCUUAACUACCAUAGCUAUAUUACUACCUUCGAAUGAAACAAGUUAUACUUUCAUCAAUUAAUAUUUUGUUUAGAUAAUGUUUUAUGAAUCAUCCUCAUUCUCGUAUUGUUUUUCAUCAUUCUUAUGUUCAACCCGUCUCUGAUUUUAUUGAAAAAUAUGGAAGUAGUCCUGGAAAUUCUUAAAUUUGAUGGCUAUGUAUGUGUGUUGUAUUUGGUAAGAAAACAACAUUAUGAUAUGGGUCAGCACUGCAAGGAUGCUUUUGUCAAUAUAAACUACAGCUUAUUCUUCUGUGUGUAGAUUUACCAGAUCUUCAUGAUCAUGAAAAAAGCAGUUUCAAGAACUAUUUUAGGUCAAGGUUGAUGUUAGGUUUUCCUUCGAAAAUAAAAACCCGAAAAAACAUAUGACACAAGAAUAUGUUAAAAACUUUCAAAACAUGUUUAAGGGGUUGGUGGUUGGUGGGAUUGGUCUUAGGACUACAUGUAUAGGAAGUGUCCAGACCUUAAAUAAUGAUAAAGAUUUUGAGCCCACCCCCACCUCCACCACCUUUUGCUGUGUCAUUUUUCAUGACUCAAACCACCCCCCCCACUCGAACCCAACCACCCUACUACUCUCACCGUCCCACCAACCCCCACCCUAUAAUAAAUGACCAGUCCCUUAGUAUUUUCAUUUUCAUUAUUACUUCUUUUUAAUUCCAUAAUCAGCUGUAUGACAUGACAUGGGUGUGGCCCUGGUAAGCCAAAGGCUCGCACACACUAAAGCAGUGCUGCUCGUCUUUAAAUAUACUACUCAAAAGAAGUUAAGAACACCCAAUUUUUUAUAUGACUAUAGUUAAUCUGUCAUGGCUGGUUGGUCUUGCAACACACAUCCUUCCAAUUGUGGGUGUUCCUUAACUUGUUUUGAGUAGUAUAUAAUGGAAGUUGUACCAGUGUUGGACAUAAGUGUUGUGUUUUUGAUGAAUGCCGGUGGAACAUUACAUUAGAACCGUCAUAAAACCUUGCCAUUUCCCAUAAAUGAAGGAUAGGAAAAUGGGUGAGAAGAAAGCAUUAAUAAUGAUGUAUUUUUAUCGGGACAGUGAGAAUGACAGUGAAAUGAUCCUGCUUGGUUAUAUUAUCCCCGUAGUGAAAGGGCAGCAACAGUGAACAUUACUUUUUGAACAAUCUCAAACAUUUUGAUGAUGUCUAUUCACUCCUGACUCACUGCAUUGAUCUUGAAUUCUUUAGAUAAGGCACUGCAGUGGAUGUUAUGCCGAUAGGCUGUGUAUCACUGCUACUGUGGGUUGCCUUAAGCAUCAGCUACACUGAAAUAUCGGCAUCAUACUGAUCACUUGUAAGCUGACGCAGGAAUACUACACACAUUCAGAAGUAGUUUUCAGGCAAUCACUUUUACAAAUAUGGUAAAUGUGGAGAGAAAAACUUUUGCUGGGCUGCUGUUGGGAACUAGAGUUUUAUGUUCAAGCUAUUCUCAUCACUUUCCAUCUGAUAUGAUACCUCUCUUCCCAGAGGGAGGAAUCGAAUCAGCGUAAAUUUCAAUGUGAAUGAUCUGAACGCAAAAAUAGGAUGUUGUUAGUCUUGUUCUGACCAAUUUUUAAACCUUAAAUACCAGGGCUCCAUUCCAUAAAGCGGUCGUAGAGCUAAGGUGAUAGCAUCACCCAUACUUUAACAUAGGCCUAUGAUUGUCGUAGCCCUACAAUCGCUUUGUGGAACAGGACACAGAUAGUUCUUCACAAUAGGGUGAUCAGGGUGGUUCUAAACCAGCCCAACCUAUGUCUGUUGUCUUUGUGAUUGCUACAGAUUAUGUAUGUUAUUGAUUGUUGAAUUUCUUUUUUACAUUAGAUUCCUAUUUUGUUACGGAUUUUGUUGACAUUUCAACCAGUACCAUCUUAUUGUGUAGGCUUCCUCACCUGUUGUUCAGUUCUUGCUCCUGUUUAUCGCAUUUUUAGCAUUUAAAUUGUCAAGAUUUGUAUGCAGUGACCAGGGUUCCAGAUAACGUUUUUGGCCAUUGAGUAUUCACUCACAACUAUUCAAUCCCAUUGGGUAUUGAUAGUUUUCUUUGGAUAUUUCAUAUAUUUUUACUCCGACUCUUACCCCACCCUAAUGUGUUUGUUUUUGUGACCCUCCCAAUGUCCGUGUACAUUUUUUUUGUGAACCUCCCCAAAAAGACAAAAUGCAAAAGCACUUUAUAUUUUGUUAUAAAAUGUCGAUUUUCACGACGCACCCCAAAUAUGAAUUUUGUUGAUUCUGGGGGACCCAUAAGAAAGACAUUUUUGUAAGGAGAUGCUAAGAGGCCGGUUUCUGAAAGCAAACUAGCACUACAGCUAUCACCUCUAAUUGUUUAGCAUUGAUUCACAAACAUCAAAUUGCCCAGAUGGAAACAUGGCCAAGGAUAACUUACAUUUUCGGAAUAAGUACACAUUCUGUGGUUUCUGUUACAUAUUUACUUAUAACUGUCAAUUUGAUUUGGCUCCAAGAAACAGUUUUGCUUACAUGGUACCCAUGUCUGCUUAUUUAGAUGUUCAUGUUGAACACUGCAACUCUGGUGAAUCAGGUAGUUCACUAGGACUUGCAAUAUGUUGUAUUUUACUUACAUGUGACAGUUUAUUCAGGAAUCCAUCAGUGUGUGAAGUGAUGUGUGUGUAUGAGUGCAUGUACAUCUGUGUGUGUUUCUACAAGCCUGCUGGCUCAGGUGUAGAUUGUAUCUGUUUAACCAUCAUCAGUUGGAGAGCCCUCAAAGGUUGAAAUAAGCAUCAUUCAAUGCACUUGCCUGACAUUUCAGAAUUUUGUACAAACAAAUUAUUUGUUGAAAGGUGUGAAAGAGAAAAAAAUUUCUCUGUAGCAAAAUGUCCAGAAUAUUUACAGGUUUGUCCUCAAGUUGUAUGCAUUUUGUAUUUGAACAGAUCCCCUGACAAUAUGUUCACUAAUAGGCUAUCCAGUAGAACUAGGAAAGGUGUUUGAAAUUUCUUCUUUUCUAUUUUUUUGUCUUGGAAAACAAACAAAUAAUUGUCAUCAUCAUCAAUCAUCACAAUCAUUUAAUAUGUUAUAGGUCAUGCAUUUCACACAGUCUGUUUCCAUGAAACAGAUUACAAUGGCUAUUAUUGUCCUGUUAGAAGAAGUGAAGAAGAAUCAAUAAAUGUCAUCACUUUGUUCAACUGUUUCAUUUGGUUGAAUUUGUAUACUAUUAUGUAUUAUUUAUGUUGAUUAAGCCUUGGCGUUCUGUGCUAUAAUCUCUUUGUGUCCAAUCCAGGGAAUCAGAUGUGGUUGUUGAACUGUCACAGCCAGGGAUGCUGUAGAUGUGUGUGUGUAUGUGUAUGUGUUUAUGUGUGUGUGUGUGUGUGUGUGUGUGUGUGUGUGUGUGUGUGUGUGUGUCCACUCCUGUAGUGUAUGAUGUCAGCUCAGUUGUAUAUGCAGUUGCUGAAUGAAUCGUGUAUUGUGAUAUAUUGUAAAUAUGUACAUUUUUCAAAACUCACUUUGGUUCUCUGCUGAUGAGAAAUACUGACAAUUGAAAAUAUAAUUUAUUAGAUAUGA